This is a messenger RNA of Drosophila rhopaloa, 1593 nucleotides long. Its product is annotated as integumentary mucin C.1. The coding region runs from base 973 to 1302 and encodes 109 amino acids. NCBI's taxonomy places the organism in Eukaryota, Metazoa, Arthropoda, Insecta, Diptera, Drosophilidae. The transcript is spliced from 3 exons. The record is from RefSeq and is a predicted model, not a curated record.
GUUUGUUAGAUAUUUAAACAGCCGACUAUUUAAAUUAGAUUCAGGGUUAUUAAUAUUAGUGCUCGAGAGCAACCGUCAAAAACGAAGUGUUUCCGAGUUUUGUUAGACAUUCGACCACAUCUACUCGCCGCUUAAGGAAAGAAACAAACCAUUCAAUUCACUCUCGCCCGUCAUGAAUCUACCGAUCUGGAUGUGCCUCCUUGGCUGUCUGGCCAGUGCUAGUGGUUUUUUCUUCGAUUUACCAAAGGCAAAUCACCAUUCGCCAGGCAUUUUCGGAGCGAUUGGUGAUGCAACAGUUAAGAUUGAUGGUCUAUUUCAGCAGUUUACAAAGGACAUUUUGGGUGGGCUGAACAUUUUUGGUGGUGGCCAUAAUGCCAAGAAGCCCGAUUCCUCUUCCACGCCCCCAACAACAACAGCUGCUGAGACAGAAACACCAACAACAACGCCCCCAACAACAUCAACUGCUGAGUCAGAAACACCAACAACAACGCCGGCAACAACAACAACUGCUGAGACAGAAACACCAACAACAACGCCGCCAACAACAACAACUGCUGAGCCAGAAACACCAACAACAACGCCUCCAACAACAUCCACUGCUGAGAUCGAAACAGAAACAACAACGCCGCCAACAACAUCAACUGCAGAGAUAGAAACAGAAACAACCACGCCGGCAACAACUGAGGAAUCUGGAAACGAGUCGGCAGAGGAAAGUACAACAAUAGCUUCAGACUCAAGUACAUCGGCUCCAUGAGGAGAUAUUCUGUCGCUUAACCUUCGUAUCGGCUAUUGCUCGCUUUUGUUUUUUCCUGAGCUACUUUGUACUGGUAUUUAAACAACCGGAAUGCAAAUAUAAGUACCAGUCACCAAAUUUAACGCGCGUGUCUUCAAUAUUCCUAUAUUUACUCAAAUGUUUGAAAGAUUCGGGGUAGUACAGAACGAAUUUUUCCUAUUAUCAGUCGCUGAUCGACAAUGUCUCAGUUAAGUAAUUGCCUGUUCAUCCUUUUCCUAACGAUCCAAUGGCUGGGUUUUGUUCUGCCAGCACCCACUGUGAGUCAAGAAGAUAUAUCCCAACGUCUUGGGGUUUAUGAGAUGGAAAUUGGCAGAGAAGACGAUCUACUGCCUGAAUUGGAGAUUCAAUUAUUGCGGGCACAAAUGGAUCAGGAUGGUCUGGAAGUGCUUCGAAUGCAAUUAAUGCAGCUAAACUUGCUGAAGCUCUUAAUUGCCCUGGACUGCUUUAUACUGUUAUGCAUUUUUUUUUACGCAAGAGAACAAAGAUUUCGUCUAGUCCAAGUAAUGUAAUCUAUCAUGACAAUUAGUUUUUGAUAUUUCGAUGAUGAAAUCAAAUGAAUUUAUAACAUAGUCUGCUAAGGAGAGAACGAAUUAAGAAUUCACUUGACACCUCUCCAAUAUCUUAUAAAAGAUUAUUUAUAUCUGCGAUAUAUCAGAAUAAAAGUUAUAUUUUAAUUUAUUUUUAUUUAAGUUUAUAGGUUUAAAUUGAAAAAAAAAACUUUUAGCUUACUUACGGUUAUUUUAAAAUAAAUUGACCUUAAAUUAAUUUUCAUAUAUGAAGCUUUAACAGUCUGCUUUAAA